Molecule: messenger RNA, 2593 nt
Organism: Telopea speciosissima
Lineage: Eukaryota; Viridiplantae; Streptophyta; Magnoliopsida; Proteales; Proteaceae
Product: SWI/SNF complex subunit SWI3C homolog
Exons: 9
Coding region: 16-2463 (815 amino acids)
Molecular function (GO): protein binding; zinc ion binding
Source: RefSeq, a predicted model, not a curated record
CUCUGCGCUCUUCUGAUGUCAGCUACCCUAUCCUUUGCCACAGCUAACUUGCUCCAAGAUUCUGAAGCAGAAGCUCGUGGUAAGUGGAAGAAGAGGAAGCGAGAUAUCAAUAUCGGAACCAACAGCAAGAGACAGAGAGCUGAAGAAGACGAUGAAGAAGAGGAAGAGGACGACGAGGCCGACAUCGAUGAAGAAGAAGAAACCCCCACCAUUGCCGCCGCAUCGGCACCUACAGAUCCCGUCAUCGACUCACGAGAAAGUGAGGUCCUCUCGGACGGUGGGGGUGCUCGGAUUUGUGACUUCCCUCCUGUAAUUAAGCGCAUUGUGAAUCAACCACACUCUUCUGUCCUGUCGGUUGUUUCUGCAGAACGCGCUGCUCAAUUCCCGGAACAGCGGUCUCUGCAAAACCAAAACCCUUUCUUCUUUGAGAACAUAUCUCAUGGGCAGCUUCAGGCAUUAUCGGCCGUUCCAGCUGAUAGUCCCUCUUUAGCCCCUUCGGAUCAUGACAGAGACAGGCCUGAUACGCCUCCACCUGCCUAUGUAUGUACUCCCCCGGCAAUCAUGGAAGGUCGGGGCGUCGUUAAGCGAUUCGGGAACAAUCGGGUACUCGUGGUUCCGAUGCACGCAGAUUGGUUUUCGCCCAAUUCAGUGCACAGAUUGGAGAGGCAAGUGGUGCCACAUUUCUUUUCAGGCAAGUCUGCAGAGCAUACUCCAGAGAAAUAUAUGGAUUGCAGGAACCGUGUUGUUGCCAAGUAUAUGGAGAACCCAGAGAAGAGGCUCAAAAUUAAUGAUUGCCAAGGUCUGGCUCCUGGUAUUGACCUCCAUGAUUUGAAUCGGAUUUUUAGGUUUCUGGAUCAUUGGGGGAUCAUUAAUUAUAGCGUGGCUGCGAUGAAUCGAGAGGCUAGGAUUGGUGGUCCGUUUCUAAGGGAAGAUCUUAACGGGGAGAUUCAAGUGCCUUCAGCUGCUUUGAGGUCCAUUGAUAGUUUGAUUCAGUUUGAUAGGCCCAAGAGCAGGCUCAGACCUGCUGAUGUUUCUUCAUCGUCUUCUGGCCCUGGUGAUGAGGGCGCCGAUUUCGAUAGCAGAAUCAGGGAGCGUUUGGCUGAAAACUACUGCAGUUAUUGUUCUUGUCCUUUGUCCUCUGUGCAAUAUCAGUCGCAGAAGGAGGCUGAUGUUCUACUUUGCUCGGAUUGCUUCCAUGAUGGGAGAUAUGUUACUGGUCACUCUAGUGUUGAUUUUAUAAGGGUGGAUUCCACAAGAGAUUUGUAUGACCUUGAUGGCGACAGUUGGACUGACCAGGAAACGCUGCUUCUGCUGGAAGCACUGGAAAUUUACAAUGACAACUGGAAUGAAAUUGUAGAGCAUGUUGGUACCAAGUCUAAAGCACAGUGCAUCCUCCAUUUCAUUCGUCUCCCCAUGGAGGAUGGCCUACUAGAGAAUAUUGAAAUUCCAAGUAAGUCUAUUUCAAGUAACGUGUCAACCAGAGGUGAUGAUAGAGGACCAUAUUCGAAUUCUAAUGGUGAUUCUGCAGGUGUUGAUUCUGAAAACAGAAUCCCAUUUGAAAAAUCUGCAAACCCUCUCAUGGCCCUGGUUGCCUUUCUGUCCUCUGCAGUGGGGCCGAGAGUUGCUGCCGCCUGUGCUCAUGCAUCAUUAGCGGCAUUGUCCAAGGAAGUGCACCAAUCAGUUGCUUCCAAUAACAUCGUGCAAAUGGAAGGUUCUGUUCAUGGGGAUAGGAUUAGUUCAGACACUGCACAUGGCAGAGAUGGUAGUUCUCAUGGAGGCUUGACAAACUCAAGUCACCACAAAGAGGAAACAAUGGUAGUACAAGGAUUAAAUGGUCAGGAUGAUACAGUUUCUGCCCCGUUGUCCAUUGAAAGUGUGAAAAAUGCUGCACAAUUUGGUCUAGCUGCAGCAGCAACAAAGGCAAAACUGUUUGCAGAACAUGAAGAACGUGAGAUUCAGAGAAUGGCUGCUACAAUUAUAAACCACCAGUUGAAGAGAUUAGAGCUGAAGCUGAAGCAGUUUGCAGAGGUGGAAACCUUGUUGAUGAAAGAAUGCGAACAGGUGGAGAGGACAAGGCAGAGGCUUGUGGCUGAACGGGUUCGAAUUAUCUCAACCCGACUUGGACCUGCUGGAACAUCUAAUACUAUCCUACCAGGUGCUAGUGGUGGUGUUGUGGCAAGUAGUAGUGCUGUUAACAACAGACCACAACUUAUAUCAGCACCACCUGCACAGGCAAACAUCCCAGCAUAUGGGAACAAUCAACCGAGCCAUCCACAUAUGUCCUUCAUGCCACGGCCACAAAUGUUUGCAUAUGGACCUCGAUUACCCCUCUCUGCAAUUCAUCCCUCUUCAUCGGCCCCUUCAAGUAGUGUCAUGUUCACUUCUGCUCCAGGUGCAGCCCCCCCGACCCUUACUCAUCCCAUGUUAAGACCUGUAUCUGGGACUAACACCAACGUAGGUUGACAACUAGAAUGGUUUCAUACAAAGCUGUCAUAUAAUUAUCAUGAGUAUCACAAUAUCUUUUUAUUUCCAUCUAGUCUGAAUCAAAAUAAUCAGGGUCAGUUAUUUAAUAAUUAAUGUGUGUAUCUUCAUC